Perca fluviatilis (European perch) is the source of this 333-nucleotide messenger RNA. RefSeq names its product endoglucanase A. NCBI's taxonomy places the organism in Eukaryota, Metazoa, Chordata, Actinopteri, Perciformes, Percidae. The transcript is spliced from 4 exons. The coding region runs from base 1 to 333 and encodes 110 amino acids. The record is from RefSeq and is a predicted model, not a curated record.
AUGGAGGAAAAAGUCUGCAUCACCGUGAGGGAUAGCAAAGGUGCUGUGAUGCUCAGAGUGAGCAGAGAAACUGCUGAAAGACUGACAACUGACAGCAGAUAUGCCAGUGCCAUACUGGAGCAAGUUAGAGCUGCAGAAAACAAUAAAGUAAACCCGCAAAUAGCAAGUGUUGUGACCCAAACUCCUGUCUUCCCCACUCCUCAACCUUUAGUCACCCAGGGCCCUACUUCUACUCCUACUCCUACUCCCCAGCCUAUAGUUCCCCACACUCCGGUCUGUACACAGCCAGCAACAAAUUUACACACAGAACAACAUUGCUACUACUGGAGCUGA